Seriola dumerili (greater amberjack) is the source of this 1288-nucleotide messenger RNA. RefSeq lists its product as uncharacterized. The record is from RefSeq and is a predicted model, not a curated record. NCBI's taxonomy places the organism in Eukaryota, Metazoa, Chordata, Actinopteri, Carangiformes, Carangidae. The transcript has 4 exons. Gene Ontology annotation, molecular function: DNA binding. Bases 122 to 982 code for a protein of 286 amino acids.
UUCUUUGUGUGUGUGUGUGUGUGUGUGUUUUUCCGUCCUGAGCCGCAGCUGAAGAACCGGAACAUUCCCGGGUCCACUCGGACAUUAAAGUCCCGGCAGUGGCUCCGGUUCGAGUGUCCAGAUGACGGAGAGUCCGGACAGCAGCGUCCUGCAGCGGACACACAGCGGAACCGGGACCGGCCCGGCGGUGGUGAAAUUGGAGUCAGGUGUGACGAGUGUGUCAGGUGCGUCAGAUCUGACGCCGUCACAGAUCGCUGAGCUUCACUUCCUGCGUUCGAGGGUUCGAGAGCUGGAGAGAGAGAAGGCAGAGCUGUCGGCUGAGAACCAGAGACUGAAAAACAUGCUGGUCCACGAGAUCCCUGGGCUCCUGUCCACCAUGUGGCAGACGUUGGGCCAGGUCAACAGUCACCACUCCGUCUCCACGGCAACAGGCGGGAGCGACAGUUACGCGCUUUAUCACCCCCACACAGCGACCAAUCAGGACGGAGACUUUAGCCCUCAGGUCCAGGUUCAGCAGCUCCAGGAUGAGCUGAGUAGGGACCUGUCAGAGUGCUGGGGUCCGCUGGGCGCCGAGGACGACGAGGUCCCAGGAGGAGCAGACCUGGGCUUCGGGAGCCACAUGGGGGAGGUGGCACCGCUCUGCAGCCAGACUGACAUGGAGGAGCUGAGGAGGAGCUGCUCUGAGAGCCAGUGUACCGCCGGAGAUGUAACCGGACAGACGCCAUCUUGGCUCGGUUUCCUCUCGCCAAGAAGGGAGUCAUCGGCUCCGGCAUCAACUCCAAACUCUCUGAGAUCCGUUUUCGCUCCCGCAGAGCCAAUCGGGAUCCCCGGUUCCUCUGAUGGACAGCUGGAAAGCCCCACCUACCUCACAGAAAACAAUACGGAUCGUCCAAUGAGAAUUCCCCAGUGUGGAGCUGCUGGACCAAUGAGAACGCAGCAGUCUGGAGCAGCUCGACCAAUGAGCUGCUGUCAGACAGUUUAAUAUGAAACUCUGUUCAAGCUCAGUUUCUCCUCCAUGUACAACCAGAUGCUGGAUAGAUCUACUGUGUUCUACUGUCUCUAACAUGGAGGCAGCUGGAGCAGAGGAUGGACAGGACAGGGGGACAAAAGGACGAGAGGACAAGUGGACAAAAGGAAAAGAGGACAAGGGGACAGAAGGAAAGAAGGAUGGGAAGACAGGAGGACAAGGGGACAAGAGUAGAAGGGGACAGUAGAAUAAGGGGACAAGGGGACAAAGGGUCAAAAGGAAAGGGGGACACGUUGUGAUGUUUGUGUUGAUGUUGUCAUG